AUGUUUAACUGGGUGCAGAAGAAGUUGAGCUGGGGCUCCGACUACCAUCGAGUUUCUAACGGAAAAGCUCCAGAUGUUUUUAUUGACGAGGAUGAAGGGAGACCAAUGACAAAUGGAAAGAGGAGUAACGAAACACUAGGUCACAGUAUGCUUGAUGACAUCCUCGCUAUUGGCACCUUCAAUCAUAGCUAUCGCCGUCCCCUCAACUACUCCACCGAAAAAAAGUAUCUCCAAGAAGAAGUAAAAGAAAAUAACUUGAGAAUGGUGGCAAUGAUACGGUCAGCAGGUACAUUGAUCUCCUCGAGAUACAAUCCUCCCAGCUUGUUGAAGUCCCUUCAAUGCAAAACCUCAAUGGAAGAGAUAGUGGAAGAUGAUCAUAAGCAGAAAACGAUGGAACUGGUGAUGGUAGAGCGGGCCAAAUAUUCAAACUGUGAACUUUUGCAGCCGUUACUAAAGGUGGACCGGGAAACAAGUGAGAGAACAACACUUGCAGAUCUGUUAGCCAUUGAAGCUAGCUUUUCAAGGACUUGUCCGCCGCUGGAAGAAGAAAUUAUUAGAUAGACUCAUUAGAUCGUAGACAAAGCCAAUAAAAAGUCUACACAUUAAUAUUGGAAGUUCGUUAGAAGCAACUUUUAUUGCCACGUCAAG
Elaeis guineensis (African oil palm) is the source of this 648-nucleotide messenger RNA. RefSeq lists its product as uncharacterized. The record is from RefSeq and is a predicted model, not a curated record. Gene Ontology annotation, biological process: morphogenesis of a branching structure. Lineage: Eukaryota; Viridiplantae; Streptophyta; Magnoliopsida; Arecales; Arecaceae.